Molecule: messenger RNA, 210 nt
Organism: Colletotrichum navitas
Lineage: Eukaryota; Fungi; Ascomycota; Sordariomycetes; Glomerellales; Glomerellaceae
Exons: 2
Coding region: 1-210 (69 amino acids)
Source: RefSeq, a predicted model, not a curated record
AUGGCGACCUCCCAGAUCUUCAACCUUUUAGACCUCGAUAAGUCCGAGAGCGGCAAGGAGAACAGAGGCCAGUUCUGCGGCCUCGUCGGGCCCUCGGACGCCUGGAAAUCCACCAUCAUGGCCCUCGUCCAACGCAUGUACACACGGGGCGCCGACAUCCCCGGGCUCUUCACCACCAGCUUCCGUGACGACAUAGCCGUCGUGCCGUAG